AUGUCCUUUCUUUCCGGUCUCAAGGCUGCCCAGUUGAAAUACAAUAUAUUCACGAGUAUCAGGGAAAAUGUGGAUGCUGAGCUUCUACAGGCCCUUAGCGGAAAGCUGAAGAAAGUCACCGUUGCGAUCAAGGAUAAUAUCGUCACUAAGGAGGACAAAACAACAUGCUCGUCGCAGAUUUUAGCUGACUAUGAAAGCCCGUUUGAUGCCACCGUGGUCAGAUUACUUAAGGAACAAGGAGCGGUUGUUGUGGGAAAGACUAAUCUAGACGAAUUUGGCAUGGGAAGCGGAACCACUCAUUCACACUUCGGACCAACACUAAACCCUUUAUACCCCGAUGAAGCCAGAAUAUCAGGAGGAUCAUCUGGCGGGUCGGCUGCGGCCGUGUCAGCAGGUUUGGUAGAUGUGGCGCUUGGAACAGACACGGGAGGGUCCAUCCGUUUGCCUGCCUCAUACACCGGUGUGGUGGGCUUUAAGCCAACCUAUUCUCGUAUAUCAAGAUGGGGAGUAGUUCCAUAUGCUCAAAGUUUAGAUACUGUGGGGCUGCUCUCCAGAGAUGUUUCUAUUAUACGACAAGUUUUCACAGAGUUGGACAAAUACGAUCCAAAUGACCCAACGUCUUUAGCUGGAGAUAUACGGGAAACCAUACCGAAACGGACGGUGACCAGCCAAAGACUCAGAAUAGGAGUUUGCGAGCAAUUCAACGUUAAAGAAUUGUCCCAGCCAAUGAGAAACGCCUGGAUCAGCAGUUUAGAGCGAUUUUCGAAGGAUGGUCAUGAACUUGUUCCGGUCAGUAUUCCAUCUAUCAAACAUGCUUUAUCGGCUUACUACGUUUUGGCACCAGCAGAAGCGGCUUCAAAUCUUUCUCGUUAUGAUGGAGUUCGGUAUGGAUUCAGAAACUAUGAUAAAUCUUACGGAACCACCAGAUCAACUGGUUUUGGCAGCGAGGUUCAAAAGAGAAUCAUGUUGGGAAACUUCAACCUUUCUUCCGAGGCAUAUUCCAACCAUUUCCUCAAGGCUCAACGAGUAAGACGAUUGAUAUGUGAUGAGUUUAAUGAGGUAUUCAAAUUAUCAAAUCCUCUGGAUGGUAAAACAUCUUUUAACGAUUUGGGAAUUGACCUUAUUGUGACUCCAACAUCAACUUCAAAAGCACCUACUCUCGAGAAGUUCCGUUUAUCCCAGAAUGAUAACGGUGUCACUGAGUACGUUGACGAUGUCAUGACAGUACCCGCUUCUUUGGCCGGAUUGCCUUCUAUCGUAGUUCCCUGGAAUACCGAUAAUGGAGUGUGUGGAAUCCAGCUCACGGGUCAGUUUGGUGACGAUAAUCUGGUGUUGGACGUUGCCGAGACUUUCAUGGCUAGAGAAGAGUAA
Molecule: messenger RNA, 1371 nt
Organism: Kuraishia capsulata CBS 1993
Lineage: Eukaryota; Fungi; Ascomycota; Pichiomycetes; Pichiales; Pichiaceae
Exons: 1
Coding region: 1-1371 (456 amino acids)
Biological process (GO): mitochondrial translation; glutaminyl-tRNAGln biosynthesis via transamidation
Cellular component (GO): mitochondrion; glutamyl-tRNA(Gln) amidotransferase complex
Molecular function (GO): glutaminyl-tRNA synthase (glutamine-hydrolyzing) activity
Source: RefSeq, a predicted model, not a curated record